CAGGUCAGGAGGGACAGCGGGCUCAGCUGGUGCCGAUGGCUCUGCCUCACAAUGUCCGAAGGGGCUUGACAACUUUCAGUGGAUCGCUGUUCAUCAACAAUAAAACUAGGGAUUGCGGCGCUGUCCAGAUCUACCAUCCAGGGCAUGAGGUGCUGUCCAGCCUGCCUCUCCAGAUGAUGCUAUUCUUCAAUGUCUUCUAUUUCCCAUUCUGGUGCCUGUGCGAGGGGAUAAUGCUGGCAUUAAAGUACGGCCUGCUGCCCUGUUACUACCAGUUCCUCCUUGUUGCUGCCUUCCUGAUUCUCGCAUUAGCUGAAGGGUUACGCUUGUAUCUUGGAUACACUGGAAAUCUGCAAGGAAAGGUACCUGAACUGGCUGGAUUCCUGCUCCUAUCCUUCCUGAUACAGCUCCCCCUCCUGCUUUUCCUCCUCAUGGAUGAGCACAUCAUUCGGCUGCCCUUGGAGACAGCUGUGCAUAUCAUUUACCUGGUGUUUCUUGCUUCUGAGAUCACAGCUGGCUUCUUUGCACUUAAAGUGAUGACAAGGCAGCUUGCCACACAGUUCUACCUGAAACAAUUUGAGGAUGCAGGCAGACCGCGGCAAUCAGGGCAUAGCGUGAGCCAGGGCAGGGCAGCCCAUCCAGGCAGAAGCGGCCACCAGGACAGAGAAGGGAAUUGAUACUAUGUGAACAUGGUCCCUAUGCAGGAAGCCGCAACGCCAGAACAUCCUCCUGCAUUAAAGUGCCCAUUGACUGGAAAUAUUUUUUUCUGGGAAUGCUUUAAAAUAAAUGUCAGA
Molecule: messenger RNA, 791 nt
Organism: Chrysemys picta bellii (western painted turtle)
Lineage: Eukaryota; Metazoa; Chordata; Testudines; Emydidae
Product: transmembrane protein 17B-like
Biological process (GO): non-motile cilium assembly
Cellular component (GO): ciliary transition zone
Source: RefSeq, a predicted model, not a curated record